Molecule: messenger RNA, 2568 nt
Organism: Mobula hypostoma (lesser devil ray)
Lineage: Eukaryota; Metazoa; Chordata; Chondrichthyes; Myliobatiformes; Myliobatidae
Product: 5-beta-cholestane-3-alpha,7-alpha-diol 12-alpha-hydroxylase-like
Exons: 1
Coding region: 63-1586 (507 amino acids)
Molecular function (GO): sterol 12-alpha-hydroxylase activity; iron ion binding; heme binding
Source: RefSeq, a predicted model, not a curated record
ACUCCUCCCACACCACCACGGGUUUGAGAACAGUAGUGUGGGGAGUCAGAUUCUUCCAAACCAUGUCUUACGUGCUGUUUAUUCUUUUGAGCCUGGUAAUCAUUCUCGUCGCCCUCCUUUACUUCCUGGGCGCUUUGAGAAGGAGGGGACCGAACGAGCCGCCUCUGGAUACCGGCUACCUGCCAUGGUUCGGCCACGUCCUGUCCUUCCGAAGGAACACAGAGCAGUUCCUGCAGGAGAUGCAGAAAAAGUAUGGGGAUAUCUUCACAGUCCAGCUAGCCGGCUGUUACAUUACAUUCCUGAUGGACCCGAUAUCCUACGGAGCCGUGAUGAAGGCGUCGAGAUCGAAAUUAGACUUUGAAAAGUUUGCAAUUGAGUUGGUUGCAAGGGUAUUCGGUUAUCACGCGCAACAAAAUGACCAUAAACUGCUGGAGGCAAUAAGUAACAAACACCUCAUGGGGGACGGUUUGGUUGUUCUGACCCAAGCCAUGAUGAUAAAUCUACAGAAACUGAUGCUUCACAGGACUGCGGACUGUACCAGAGAAUGGAAGCAAGAUGGACUGUUUAAUUACUGCUACAAUAUAGUAUUCAGGGCGGGCUACCUCUCUCUGUUCGGUAACGAACCAACCAAGGGAGAUCAGGACCGUGCUAAUAAACUGGACCGAGAAAACUCGGAACAACUCUACUACGAGUUCCGGAAAUACGACCGACUGUUUCCCAGGCUCGCUUACGCUGUACUCCCGCCCAAGGAGAAGCUGGAAGCCGAGAGGCUUAAGAGGCUGUUCUGGAGCUUACUCUCUGUGCAGAAAGUGAGAAACCGGGAACAGAUCAGCGGCUGGGUGUCGGAGCGCCAGUGCCAGAUGGAUGAACAAGGAGUUCAGUUGGAUAUGCAGAGCCGCUACAUGUUCCUGCUGCUCUGGGCGUCUCAGGGAAACACCGGUCCCUCGGCUUUCUGGCUCCUCUUAAGCCUUUGCCGUAGUCCCAAAGCCUUGAACGCGGUGCGAGCCGAAGUGGACGAGCUGCUGGCGCAGACCGGCCAGCGAGCGACGGCGGACGGACCACUGGUCAACCUGACCCGGGAUAUGCUGCAGAAGACUCCGGUGCUGGACAGUGCCGUGGAGGAGAGCCUGCGUAUGUACGCCGCUCCACUACUGUCCAGGGCCGUGAUGGAGGACUUUGAGCUGUCCAUGCCUGACGGCCGGCGUUACUUGCUGCGGAAAGGGGACCGGGUGGCUGUUUUCCCUCACCUUUCGCCACAGAUGGACCAGGAAGUGCAUCCGCGGCCGCACUCCUUCCAGUUCGACCGGUUCCUCAACGCGGAUGGGACAAAGAAGACGGACUUCUACAAGAGGGGCCAGAAGCUGAAGUAUUACAACAUGCCGUGGGGGGCUGGCGCCAGUAUGUGUCCCGGUCGCUUCUUCGCCACCAACGAACUAAAGCAGUUUGUUUUCCUCAUGCUCUGCUACUUUGACUUCGAGCUGGUGAAUCCCGAGGAGGAUAUACCGCCCAUUGACAAUAAUCGCUGGGGCUUUGGCAUAAUGCAGCCUACUUACGAUGUCCAGUUCAGAUACCGCUUCAGGUUUUAGCAGCUUGUUACUUUUUUUUCCCUAACCGCAUACACCCGUUCUAUUUACCCAGGUUAACACAUAAAACUCAAAACCACUAAUCACUGGUAGUUUAAAAAUGAUUGAUAAACUUCUGAAUAUGAGGGGAAUCAAUGGGUAGUGAAAUAAGAGAUAUAUACAUAUUGAUAGAAGUGUAUAAAAUGAUAACAGGCAUAGAUUGAAUGGACAGCUAGAGACUUUUUCAAGGGUGGAAGUGGCUAAUACAAGGGGGCCUAAUUUUAAGGUGAUUGGAGGAAAGUAUAGAGUAGAAGUAGAUUUUAUACAGGAUGUGUGAAACACCUUGCCAGAGAUGGUGAUAGAGAUAGAUAUAUUAGAGACAUUUAAGAGACUCUCAGAUAGACACACGAUGAAAGAAAUAUAGGGGGUUAUGUGGGAGGGAAGGGUUAGCUUGAUCUUACAGUAGGGUAAAUGGUUGGUAUAACAUCAUGGGCCGAAGGGAAUAUGGAUUGCCGUGUAAUUUGUGUUUGACCUCAUUGUUGCAGUAGAGAAGGUCGAGAUCCUACAGGAUGGUGAUAGAAUGGGCAGGGGAAUUGCAAUGACAUGCACCCAGAGUACAGGUUCUGUGCAAAAUAGUCGCUUUGUCAGUACUUUGACUCACCAGUGUUGAGAAGGCCAGAUCUAGAGCACCAAGUGCAGAAGAUGAGUUUGGAGCAGGUGCAGAUGAAUCUCUGGCUCGUUUAGAUGGUCCAUUUAGAUCCUCAGGUGGUGGUGAUUGAGGAGCUGAAGAGAUACCACAUAUGGUUACAGGGGAAAGUUGCUGGAGACUGGGAAGAAUAGCUGAAUGGAUGAGACUAGACAAAAAAAUCAUAGUCAUCCCUGCAGAAAGCAAAAAAGUGUUGCAGUGAGGAAAAUGUGAUUGGUGAUGGGAUGCCUGAUUAACUAAUAAUUGUACUUGACCAGCAAAAAUAAAUGAUUAAAAUAAACUGUUGAUAUUUUCUUUAUA